Punctularia strigosozonata HHB-11173 SS5 is the source of this 1980-nucleotide messenger RNA. RefSeq lists its product as uncharacterized. Gene Ontology annotation, molecular function: zinc ion binding; metalloendopeptidase activity. The coding region runs from base 45 to 1856 and encodes 603 amino acids. NCBI's taxonomy places the organism in Eukaryota, Fungi, Basidiomycota, Agaricomycetes, Corticiales, Punctulariaceae. The record is from RefSeq and is a predicted model, not a curated record. The transcript has 15 exons.
CCGACAAGGCCCCAAAGCAGCAGUUCUGCUCGUUCGCUGUGACAAUGUUCUCGAAGAAAUUCAUCGCCUCUGUCUUCCUCGCAGUCUUCUGCGUAUCGCCUGCUCUCGCGACUCCUACCGAUGCCUCCAACAUGAAGCGGGCGCUUGACCACGCCACGCUCCGAGUCCGCCAAAUUACGCCGGACUUCGCGCUCGAGACUUUCCACCCUGAGUCUGACUUCGAGACGUUCGGCGAGGGUAUCGAGCAUCCGCAUUCCAAGCGGGCUACUUUUCACUUCGGCGACGCCGGCAAGGCCUUCGCUGCUUCGAAGCUUGGGCUGGACGAGAGCGCCAUCAAAUAUCACUCUGGUUACGAAGGCGAGGUUUCCAGCCAUGCGUUCUUCAGGCAAACACACGAGGGCGUACCCUUUGCCAACGCCGUCGCCAAUGUCGCCUUUAACAAGGACAACAAAGUCGUGACGUUUGGUUCCAACUUUGUUAAAGCAUCAAACAUUCCCCCCUCAGCACCUUCGGUGGCUUUGGAGGAUGCUAUCAAGACCGCUGAGGCUACCCUGAACGGCAAGUUCAACGAGCACCCGCCCACCCUCGAAUACGUCGCCCUGAAGGACGGCUCCGUCGCUCUGACGCACGUCGUUCAGAUACAAGACGAGACCACCGGCGCGUGGUAUGAGGCUUUCGUCGACGCUCACGAGAAUAAGGUCCAGACUGUUACCGACUUCGUUGCAAAAGCCUCUUACCGAGUCCUGCCUAUCACGAAAGAGGUGCUCACCGAAGGCUUCGAGACGCUCACCAACCCGCAGGAUCUCAGCGCUUCGCCCGCUGGAUGGCAUAGCACGGAUGGUACCACCAACUCCACCACUACAUCGGGAAACAACGUGAUCAGCUACAAGAGCUCCAUGACGACUGGCCUCACUACUCAGAGUUCCACCGGCCUCAAUUUUAUCUUCACCCAGAACCCGAGUCAGGCGCCUACUGUCGCGGCAAACCUCAAUGCGGCUCGCACGAAUAACUUCUACCUGGUCAACACGGUGCAUGACAUUACGUACAAAUACGGAUUCACUGAGGCGGCGUUCAACUUCCAACAAAACAACUUCGGCAAGGGCGGAACUGGAAACGAUAGGGUCACUGCGUCCAUCCAAGACUCGGCCGGUACUGACAACGCUGACUUCGCGACCCCUGGUGACGGACAAAGCGGCCACAUGAGGAUGUUCCUGUGGGACAUAACCAACCCUGAGCGCGAUGGGGCCCUCGAAAACGAUAUCGUUGUUCAUGAGAACACGCACGGUGUUACGAACCGCAUGACUGGCGGUGGUACAGGUCGUUGCCUGCAGACCACCGAAAGCGGAGGUAUGGGAGAGGGAUGGUCCGAUGCUAUGGCCGAGUGGACCGAGCACAAGGAUGCCACCGUGCCGGACUACGUUCUUGGCCAAUAUGUCGUCAACGACGCCGCUGGUAUCCGUUCGCACCCCUACUCCACAUCCGCGAUGACCAACCCUCUUCGUUACUCGAGCUUGAAGACCCUCACCGAGGUGCACGACAUCGGCGAGGUCUGGGCCAAUAUCCUGCACAACGUCUACGCCGCGCUCGUCUCGGCCCACGGCUUCUCCGCGACGGCGCACACGGACCCGACCGGCACGGCGGGCAACGUGGUCUUCCUCCACCUCUUCCUCGAUGCCCUCCCGCUCCAGCCGUGCAACCCGACGUUCGUCACUGGUCGCAGCGCAUGGAUACAGGCGGACGUGAACCGAUACGGAGGGGCGAACAAGUGUAUCCUGUGGAACGCGUUCGCGAGUCGCGGUCUCGGCGUCAAUGCUGCCAACCAUAACGAUGAUACGUCGGUGCCCUCUGGCUGCUGAACAAAGGUGUUGCUUUCAUAUAACUGCACUUGUCGGUUCAUUCAAUGGUUGUACAAGGCUAUGUAUACGUAGCCAAAUUGGACCUAUCGCGCGAAAUGAUAAUGAAUAUUUCUUAUCGUUCUGC